Prorocentrum cordatum is the source of this 303-nucleotide messenger RNA. The record is from the annotation of a GenBank genome assembly. Lineage: Eukaryota; Dinophyceae; Prorocentrales; Prorocentraceae.
AGCUCGAGCCCGCCCGGUGUGCACUCGCCCACGGGGGAAGCCUGCGGGCCGGCGCGCGCUCGCCCCAGGGGUCUUUGGGGCACGUCACCUUUGUCUGGUAGCAGACGCUUCGCUGACCGAGGCGGCCAUGACGUCGGCCGUGGCGAGCGCCGUGGGCGCCCACCUCACGGCCGAAGGCGCCGCGCUGGGCGCGGGGGCCGUCGCGAAGGGCGCCUACGCGUACAACCGUGCGAACUACAUGAUGGACGCGGGCCUGCGCUUCGGUCGGUACACAUCCGGAUACAGUUUCGCCAUCGCGCAGGC